AUGAUGAAGGGAGUGGUCAAGAUGAAGAUCAAUCACUAUGAACAAGAUCGUAGUGCACUUAAGAAAAGGGAAUGGGAACGGAGGAAUCAAGAAGUUCAGCAAGAAGAUGGUCUCUUUUCUUCAGGCUUUGAUCUUUUUGGGGAGCCGUACAAGACAAACAAAGGUGAUGCCCUUGCCAACCGGGUCCAGAACACGCUUGGAAACUAUGAUGAAAUGAAGGAUUUGCUAACUAGCCAUUCUAAUCACAAUCAUCUAGUGGGGAUCCCAAAGAAUUCUGUGCCCCAGACACCCAUCAACAAAAAUGAAUCGAGCUUUUUUCCAGAACAAAAGAACCGAAUGAUCCCACCACAUCAAGAUAAUACCCAUUCCUCCUCGGCACCAAUGCCUCCACCCUCUGUCGUGAUCCUGAAUUCCACUCUAAUACAUAGCAACAGAAAACCGAAACCUGAGUGGUCACGAGAUAGUCAAAAUACAAGCACUGGACCAGCAAGCCAGGCCAGCAGUCAGCCAAACAAGAUACAGACUUCCACACAGGACCAGCCUCAAGCCAGAUUGGAAGACUUCUUUGUCUAUCCGGCUGAGCAGCCCCAAACUGGUGCAGUUGAAGAGUCAAACCCAUCUGCCAAGGAAGACAGAAACACCAAGUCUAGUGGAGAAGAGGCUUUCAAAGAAAUCUUUCAAUCCAACUCACCUGAAGAAUCUGAAUUUACAGUGCAAACACCUGGCUCUCCCCUAGUUGCCUCAUCUUUGCUAGCUCCCAGCAGUGGCCUUUCCAUUCAGAACUUCCCACCAGGGCUUUACUGCAAAACAAGCAUGGGCCAGCAAAAGCCGACUGCCUAUGUAAGACCCAUGGAUGGCCAGGAGCAGACACCAGACAUCUCUCCGACACUGAAACCUUCCAUUGAAUUUGAAAACAGCUUUGGGAAUCUGUCUUUUGGGUCCCUCUUGGAUGGAAAACCCAGUACAGCCAGUUCAAAGACUAAACUACCCAAGUUCACCAUUCUCCAAACAAGUGAAGUAAGCCUUCCCAGUGAUCCAAGCUGUGUUGAGGAAAUCUUGCGGGAGAUGACCCAUUCCUGGCCUGCUCCGCUCACUGCCAUGCACACUCCUGGACACUCUGAGCAGAACACGUUUUCCAUCCCAGGACAGGAAUCUCAACAUCUGACCCCAGGAUUCACCUUACAAAAGUGGAGUGACCCAACUAGCAGAGCUUCGACGAAGAUGCUUGAGGAUGACCUGAAGCUGAGCAGUGAUGAGGAUGACCUUGAGCCUGUGAAGACCUUGACCACACAGUGCACAGCCACUGAGCUGUACCAGGCUGUUGAAAAGGCAAAACCUAAGACUAAUCCUGUGAAUCCACCCUUGACCACACUCCAGCCCCCGCCCACAGUGCCAGCCAAUGGGGGGUCCGGCAGCUCCAGUGAGUCAGAGAGCAGCUCUGAAUCAGACUCUGACACUGAAAGCAGCACCACUGACAGUGAAUCCAACGAGGCACCUCGUGUGGCCACUCCGGAGCCUGAACCACCCUCGACCAACAAGUGGCAGCUGGAUAAAUGGCUUAACAAAGUAACAUCCCAGAACAAGUCAUUUAUUUGUGGCCAAAAUGAAACACCCAUGGAGACUAUUUCCCUGCCACCUCCAAUCAUACAACCAAUGGAAGUCCAGAUCAAAGGGAAGUCAAACCCCCGCCAGGUCUUGCCUGAACCCAAAGAACGGCCUCUCCUCAGUCUCAUUAGGGAGAAAGCCCGUCCACGGCCCACCCAGAAAACUCCAGAAUCAAAAGCUCUGAAGCAUAAGUUAUCGACCACUAUUGACACAGCUUCUCAAAGGACAAUUGGGAAGAAACAGCCCAAAAAGGUUGAGAAAAACACCAGCAUCGAGGAGUUUACCUGGCCGAAACCAAAUAUUACCAGCAGCACUCCCAAAGAAAAAGAGAGCGUGGAACUUCCUGAUCCGCCCAGAAGCCGUAACAAAGCCACUGCCCACAAACCAGUCCCGAGGAAAGAACCAAGGGCUCACAUCCCCUUGGCUGCUGAGAAGAAGAAGUAUAGAGGGCCAAGCAAGAUCGUGCCAAAGUCCCGGGAAUUCAUUGAAUCAGAUUCGUCUACAUCUGAUUCCAACACAGACCAAGAAGAAACCCUGCAGAUCAAAGUCCUGCCUCCCUGCAUCAUUCCUGCAACUAAUAAUGCCAAAUCCAAGGAGAGCUCUGCUGCCAACCUAUCUCUCAGCAGCUUGAUCAGCAGCAGCAACAACAACCCAUCCAUCAAUAAUGAAGAGCCAGCUUUCUCGCCCAUUCCGGCCAUGCAAACUGAGCUUCUGUCCCCUCUUCGAGAUCAUGAGAACCUGAAAAACCUCUGGGUGAAAAUUGACCUUGACUUACUUUCUAGAGUACCUGGCCACAACUCACUCUCAGCAACACCCACCAAGCCAGACCACAAGGAGACUGCCUCGAAACCCAAGCGUCAAACAGCCGCCACAGCUGUGGACAAACCUGCCAUUAAGGGCAAGCGUAAGCACAAGCCAGCAGAAGUUGCGGAGAAAAUCCCUGAGAAGAAGCAACGCCUGGAGGACACCACUACUAUCUGCCUGCUCCCCCCCUGCAUCUCACCAGCCCCACCCCACAAGCCUCCCCAUGCUAGAGAAAAUAAUUCUAGAAGAGCAAAUAGAAGAAAAGAAGAAAAGCUUUUCCCUCCUCCACUUUCCCCACUGCCAGAGGACCCUCCACGUCGGAGAAAUGUCAGUGGCAAUAAUGGUCUCUUCAGUCUAGACAAAAACAUCUCCAUGACUGGACAGAUCACCUCUACAAAACCUAAGCGAAAUGAAGGCAAAUUCUGUGCUACUUUCAAAGGAAUAUCUGUAAAUGAGAUAGACACUCCAAAAAAGGCUGCCUCUGCCACCGUUACUGUCACCAAUACUGCUAUUGCCACUGUUACUGCUACUGCCAUUGUCACUGCCACUGUCACUGCUACUGCUACCGCCACUGCCACAUCCACCACCACAACUACCACCACCACUAUUUCCACCAUCACCUCUACUAUCACUACUGGCCUUAUGGAUAGCAGUCACCUGGAGAUGACGUCCUGGGCAGCCCUGCCCCUCCUAUCCAGCAGCAGUACUAAUGUCCGGAGACCCAAGCUCACUUUUGAUGACUCGGUUCACAAUGCUGACUAUUACAUGCAAGAAGCUAAGAAGCUGAAGCAUAAGGCUGAUGCACUGUUUGAGAAAUUUGGCAAAGCUGUGAAUUAUGCUGAUGCCGCUCUGUCCUUCACCGAAUGCGGCAAUGCCAUGGAACGUGACCCUCUGGAAGCCAAGUCCCCGUAUACUAUGUAUUCCGAGACAGUGGAGCUCCUCAGGUAUGCAAUGAGGCUGAAGAACUUUGCAAGCCCCUUGGCUUCUGAUGGGGACAAAAAGCUAGCAGUGUUAUGCUACCGAUGUUUAUCACUUCUCUACUUAAGGAUGUUUAAACUGAAGAAGGACCAUGCUAUGAAGUACUCCAGAUCACUGAUGGAGUAUUUUAAGCAAAAUGCUUCAAAAGUUGCUCAGAUACAGUCUCCAUGGGUAGGCAAUGGAAAGAACACGCCAUCCCCUGUGUCUCUCCACAACGUCUCUCCGAUCAACGCAAUGGGGAACUGCAACAACGGCCCUGUUACCAUUCCCCAGCGCAUUCACCACAUGGCUGCUAGCCAUGUCAACAUCACAAGCAAUGUGCUGCGGGGCUAUGAACACUGGGACAUGGCUGACAAACUGACAAGAGAGAACAAAGAAUUCUUUGGCGAUCUGGAUACAUUGAUGGGGCCCCUGACCCAGCACAGCAGCAUGACCAAUCUUGUCCGCUACGUUCGCCAGGGACUGUGUUGGCUGCGCAUUGAUGCCCAUUUGUUGUAGUGGGUGCUCUCCUCUGUCUAGCAUCACUGCCCAUCACUCUACCUCUACCAGCGUACUGAUGGUCACUGGUGGAACCUCAAGCAUCUGGGAUAGUUCUCUUUGGUUGUGUUUGUUUUUUUUUAAUGUUUCUUUUGAUAUCUGUGAAAAACUGAAGUCAUUGUAAGUGGACACUACAACUUGAAAGCCUUGUUAUGUUUUAUUACCUUUGAGUUUUUGAUAUGCAUCUCUCAGAUCCUGACAUCUUUAUGGAAACGAUAGUCCCUACAAUAUCAUUUUAAGGCCACACUGCCCAACACAAUGAAU
Messenger RNA from Dipodomys spectabilis (banner-tailed kangaroo rat), 4188 nucleotides. It is a transcript of the gene Aff2, whose product is annotated as AF4/FMR2 family member 2. The transcript has 21 exons. Bases 1 to 3885 code for a protein of 1294 amino acids. Lineage: Eukaryota; Metazoa; Chordata; Mammalia; Rodentia; Heteromyidae. The record is from RefSeq and is a predicted model, not a curated record. Gene Ontology annotation, cellular component: nucleus; nuclear speck. Gene Ontology annotation, biological process: regulation of RNA splicing. Gene Ontology annotation, molecular function: G-quadruplex RNA binding.